Molecule: messenger RNA, 5617 nt
Organism: Fundulus heteroclitus (mummichog)
Lineage: Eukaryota; Metazoa; Chordata; Actinopteri; Cyprinodontiformes; Fundulidae
Gene: arhgef37
Product: Rho guanine nucleotide exchange factor (GEF) 37
Exons: 16
Coding region: 445-2757 (770 amino acids)
Cellular component (GO): cytoplasm
Molecular function (GO): protein binding; guanyl-nucleotide exchange factor activity
Source: RefSeq, a predicted model, not a curated record
ACAGCUGUGUCGCGGUCCGCGGACAACAGGUGGAACGCGCAGAGGCUCGAACACCUGAGCUGGAGUAAAUACGCGAUGACAGAAGAAGAUCAACAAUGAAAAUCCAGACAGUCGCUAUGCAGUUGGAAGAGGAUGCGAUGUCCCACCAGGCUUUUGUUUCCUGUGAAAAGAAAACUUCAGUCACCUCAGUGCUCUGUCUUCAUUGGCCCCUUUUAGUGUCCCGUACAGCUUUCCACCGUGUCGUCUGAUUGGUCCUUCCGAUCCCCGUGAGGACAGAUCUGCCAAUCGGUGCCGGAUUUGCAGCAGCAGCAGCAGCAGCAGCAGCAGCGGCGUCUCUCCUCUGCAGCUCAUUCUGCCGGUCAGCAUUCUGCGAACAACAGGGUAAAGAGGGGAGAUCUCAGUUCCCCGCAGCUGGAUCAGGAUUUGGCAGAAGUGAUCUCCAUCAUGGAGGUUCCCAGUAGACUACCACCGUCCCCCGUCAAACUUCACAAAUCGGCUUCAUCUCCGUCUCCGCGUUUAGGAGCAAUAAGGAGGAAAAAACCAUUCGAUGAAAAUUUACAGGCAGGUGAAAAUAACAAGAACAACGUUUUUGAUGAAGAGGAGAAGACAGAAGAUUCUGUGUUGACAAACUCACCGACGGAUUCCUCAGAACUUGUUAAUACAGGUCCUCCUCGAAUAAGUAUUAGACUUCCCUCGCAGGACAGUUCAUCGGAGGAGAGUUAUAUAUCAGAGGAGACGCUGACAGAGGAAGCCAAAAACAAGAAUGAAGAGGAGGAAGCAGCAGCGCAGGAGAGGAAAGCUCAGAGACAGAGGAUGGCUAUAGAAGAGCUUGUCCAGUCAGAGAAGAGUUACCUCAGAAUGCUGAAGAUUUGCACUGUAAAUAUUAGGAACAGCCUGCAGAACCUCCAGCCUCCACCGCCCAACCUGGACAGCCUGUUUCUCUACAUAGACGAGGUGAUGGACGUGUCUAGCCGCCUCCUCGCCAUGUUGGACCAGCAGCAGCUCAAGCCUGAAAACUCAGACUCUCUAGAAUCCCUCUGUGUUUCAUUCCUCAGCCUCUCCUCGGAUAUUGAAGCAGCAUACAAAGAAUACUUGUGGAACUACAACCAGAUCUCGUCAGUGGAGAACAGCUACAAACAGAAAGAGGCCCUUUGGAAUGAAAUCGUUAAAAUAGUAAAGUCCUCAGCGCCUGAAGUCAAUGCCACCUCUCUGAGUUUUUUCUUGGUGAUGCCGGUUCAGCGGAUUGCCCGGUAUCCUCUCCUCCUUCAGACCAUCCAGAAGCACACUGAGUCCUCUCACCCAGCGUACGCCCUCCUGGAGCAAACUGCUCACACGUCUGUUGCCAUAAAUUGUCGUAUCAAUGAGUACAAACGCUUUCGAGAAGUGGCUGAAAAAUACAAGAAGACGGAAAACCUGACUAUUAUCGACAAGAUCAACAGGCUUAACACGCACAGCAUUGCAAAGAAGACCGCCAGGUUCAGUCAGCACAUCAAACACGAGACUGGAAUGGCACCGAAGCUGGUGGACGAAGAGUUUGAUGCCCUUGCAGGUUUCUUUAACAUUCUGGAGUAUGCGAUCCUGGUGCUUCUGGAAAAUGUGGAAACAUACCUGUUCCACCUGCAGACCUUCCUGGAAUGUAAGACGGAAGAGUUUGACUUCGACAUGGAUGGCGAAAAGGCCCCUAUUUGCUACAAGGAGAUCAAUACCGCCCUCAGACAGUGGAUCCUUCCAAUGUUUGAAAAAAGGAUGAGGGCCCUAAUUCACAAGCCCCUCUGUGAACUCCGCGAUCUUCUGGUGGGCCCGAAGAACCUGAUUAAAAAGAGACUCCACAAGCUGCUCGACUACGAAGUGCUAGAAGGCAAAUCCAAACUGAGUUAUGAGGAACAGGCUGUGGCCGACGCAUACAAGACCAUCAACACAUUGCUCGUCAAUGAACUCCCUCGCUUCAACGGCCUAGCGCUGCAGAUGAUCUGGAGGAUGCUGGGGACUUUCAGCUGCUUGCAUAGGGACCUCGCUGCAGACAUGGAGCAGCUCUUUCAGAGCUUUGCGCAACAGCUGCCUCACAGCUCUUUCCACCCCAAGGAGUUCCAGGAGUGGGUGGAGUCUGCAGUGCUUGAAGGAGCAAGGAAGUUGGAGACCCUAUGCCGAAGUGUGGAGGAAACCCUUAAUGGUCCAGUUGUCCAGCCUCUGAGCCCGUCCUCUCAGCGCCGUCUGAAGCAGCUAACAGAUAAGCACGGCUCCGAUAAGAUCUUCCAGGUUACAAACACGGUGGUGGGCACCCGGGACCUGGACCUGAGCCUGAGUAGGGGGGAGCUGGUGGCCAUGAUCAGUGAGAGCGACACCCGCGGAGACAAACGGAGAUGGCUGGUUGAUUCAGGAGGAAGAAGAGGUUAUGUUCCUUCCGCAAAACUCAUUCGCUACCGCCAAGCAGUGGAGGACCCGCCCCCCUCUCCAUUCCCUCCCAUGCCGGGAGACGUGAAACCCAGGAGGCACUCCUGUAACCCAGAUCCCAACGCCAUCCAUCUCACAAGUCAGCCUUUAUUCCAGGUGGUCGCUGCUUACGACUUCACUGCGAGGGGAAGCCAUGAAGUAUCUGUCAACGUCGGUGAGCCUGUCCGGGUUCUGGAGUCCCACGAUAAACGAGGGAAUCCUGAGUGGAGCCUGGUGGAGGCCAGAGGUCAGAGAGGCUACGUUCCCUCCAAUUACCUCACCAGGAUUCCCCUCGUCACAGGGUCACUGGCCCCUCCCUUCUACUAGGAAGAGAGUAGGAAAACAGCACGUUGUUAUGAAAAAAAAAAACUGUUAAGUAAAUUAUUUAUGUCAAAAUAGAUUUUUAAUCACAUGUAAGAAUAAAUAUGAGCUUGUUUAAAUGAAUGACCGGCAAGGUUUAAAGGUUUAUCCUCACAGCCUUCCAUAAACGAUUAGAAAGUUUUUGAAAAUCAGAAGAAGAAAUUGAUUUCAAAAACUUCAGUUAACUUUCAAACUUGAGUUUGACAUAACUUGAUUUACAAAUAUGUUGUUUCUUUUUCAUGACCAAAACGCCAAAGUCCAGCAGAAUGUAAACAAGCGUUUACAGCAGAAAUGUAAAUGUCUAUGGCAAGUUUAAGUGUUUUGACUCGUUUAGCCUUACGUACUCGUUUUAAAAUGUGUAAAAUAUUGUAUUGUUUCUAUUUAUUUUUGUUGUCAAAGAAAUUGCCGUCGCACUAAAUCUCACACACUGUAGCUAAACACCAGACUCCGGCUUUUGAAAGUGAAGAUACUGGAAAGGUCCAGGCUCAAGUAGCCAAAAUAUGUGCAAUAGGAAACAUUGAUCCAGUGCCUCUAUUUUAGGGAUUCUUCAAUGUAGAUUUUUUUUUUUUUUGUUUUUGUUUUACUAUUCUCAAGUUUUUAGAUGUGACACUGGAUAAAAAUGAAGGAUGUUGCAGCUGCUCUAGGGUUGACUCAUGUCUUGCUCAUGGGGACUAAGGAAGGGUAGAGGCAUACCGUGAAUGUAGCAUGAAGGACAAUCUUGAAGGUAUACUGGAAAAAACUCUUGAGGUACUUAUUAGUACCAUAGGGUGGUUUGGAUGUGCCCGUCGGAUCUGAAGGAAAAGAGGGAAUAUUGGGUCUAACCUUGACUCAUUUCCCAUGAUCCUUAGCAGGAAACAACACAGAAAUUGAGAAGGAUAGACAGCAGAGUGUUCUCAUUAGAGGCUCUCUGUGUCAGUGGCAGAACUACAACAGCGAGACACUGAGAGCAAACAGUGCUUGUGUUCAUCCUGUUUGAUAUGAACCCGUGCUGACAGGUGAUAGUCUCCUCCUCCUCACCUGGAACCAGGGGCGGCACGGUAUCAAGACUGACAGGUACACAACGUUCUCAUCAUCUCAGACUUUGUAAUGGGAUGUAAAUGCAAAGUAACUCAGGGGUUGAGUUGAAGGGAGACAGAGAAAGACGGAGCUGAAAAUGAGUCGAGGGAAAAAGAGAUUUCUUCUCAGGCAGGGUUUUUAGGAGGGGAUUUGUUACCAUUGUUUUACGUAAUCCCCUCAGCUCCCGAUGCAGCAAAAGAAAGCCAUUUUUGGACAGAUUUUACUGAACAAGUUUUAUAAAAUACAUAUCAGACAGGACAUAGGCGACUUGCUACAGUGUUCAAACACACUUGAUAAUGGUUGUUGCCAUGAAUACAGUUUUAAUCAGUGUUUUUUUUUAUAUUUUGGUAAUGUUAAGACAUUGCAUGAUGGAGUCAUAUGUAGUUUGUCAAGUUUUGAGGCCAAAGGUGAUUUAGUUUUAGCAGAUUCUUAUAGUUGUGCAAAAAAAGAUGUCAGAUUUAAUUUUUGACAUAUAAUUCAAUCUUUGCAAAAAGAAGAUCUUAAAAAAAGGAUUUUGCAAAACCGUUUACCUUCUUUUCUGUACCAAUAAAAAAAACAAUCUAAACAAAUUGUAGCUUUUUUGUAUGUAAACAUAAAUAUUUUCCAUUAUUAAUUUUGGGAAUGAAUAAUUCACUGCUGAUUAUUCUAUGUAUGCAUCAUACAUACUUUAGAAAUAUUUAAGCGUGUGGAGUUUGCCACCAUGUAGCCAAAAAGAAAAUAAUGCAGAGAUAAUCUCUUAAAAUGAAACGCCUUUAGAUAUAGUUUUGCACUAACACCCUGCAGCCAACAUCCUAACCAGACUUUGUGUGCCUCAAAUCUCCUGAUGAGCUGCGUUUGCUGCUGUGGAUGUGGAGCACAGGGAGCUCCGGUGGCUCUGAGUCCGAGCCGCUCAGCUGGGUCUCGUCUCUCUCCUUCAGUUUGAAUGUCAGAUUGGAGCAAAGCAGCAGGAGGCGCAGGAAAGGCAAGUUCAAAUGAUACUUAGAAAAAUGCUGCCGUAGCAAACGUCCCCAAGGUUAGUAAGAAGAACAUGGAAAUAUCUCAACCUCUAAGGACAUUAACUGCUUUCAGCUCUUUAAAGGCCAUUAUAAGAAGAAAGCUGAAUAUAUUCUAACAUGUUUAAGUCAUGCAGAUGACAAAUAAGCUUGGUGUGUGGUAAACCUGGGCAAGCAUGUGGCUGUAUAUUACAUACUGAAGACAUCUGGGACCACCAGUCCUUGAGGACAUUCAGGGAUUAUGCCGUGAAAAAGCUGUUGCUUUUGCAUACAUCCAUCACUAGAGGAAGGAUGCGACUUAUACGGUCUGUGUCUAAUCUCUGAAGUAGACAGAGUAACUGGAGAAUAUGGGUUUGUUUGCUUUUGAUAUUAACAUCAUUACCGUUGUCAGUAUUUAUCCUGACAUGACCUAAGAGCAAAACUGGAGCAGAUUCAGCAAUUUUCGUUAAUACGUUCGGUGUUUUAAUAACAGGCUGUAAAACAAAUAUGUUUAACCUGCUGAUGAUGAUGCCUUCUAAUUUGUACCUCAUUUGUCUUUGUAAUUUAUUAUGAUGUAAUUAUGAUAAGCCCUGUUGUGUAACUUACUGAAUGCUGCAGGGCUGCUCCUCCUGAGAUGAAGCAUGAAGUCCUUGGAAGUAUUGCUAGAGUGAUGAUGUUAAGCUCAAGCACUAACACAUGUAUUUACACAGCAGAUGGGGGUCUCUGCAGUGCAGCAGCACUGUGCCAUGGCAGCUGUGAGCUGGUUGUGAGGCUUCAAUAAAACAGCGCUGAAAAACCUC